GUGUGCAACCUUGCUUCUAUUUCUCUUUCGGCUUUUGUGGUCAAUGGAGUUUUCGACUAUGGUUUAUUAGAGUAUAUUGUGGGUGUCAUCGUCAAAAAUCUAAAUCGAGUGAUUGACAUAAACCACUAUCCAAUCCCCGAGGCGAAAUUGUCAAACUUAAGACACCGGCCGAUCGGGAUUGGUGUACAAGGACUAGCUGACUGCUUUUGCAUGCUAAGAUACCCAUUUGAUAGCGAAGAAGCCAGAGAAGUAAAUAUUAAUAUAUUUGAAACAAUCUACUAUUCCGCACUGAAAAAAAGUUGUCUCCUUGCUCAAGAAUAUGGGCCAUAUGAGUCAUAUCCCGGGUCACCAAUAAGUCAAGGAAUACUGCAGCAUGACAUGUGGGGUGUUUCUGAUAGUUCUCGUCAUGAUUGGGCUGCCCUCCGAGCGGAUAUUGCUAAGUAUGGAGUGAGGAAUUCUCUUCUUAUCGCACCAAUGCCAACGGCAACGACUGCUCAAAUUUUUGGAAAUAACGAGUCGAUUGAGCCUUUUACUAGCAAUUUUUACACUCGUCGUGUUCUGUCGGGGGAGUUCCAAGUUGUCAAUAAGUAUCUCCUCAAGGAUCUCGUCGAUGCCGGUCUGUGGAAUGACGACAUGAAAAAUGUUUUAUUACACUUUAAUGGGUCUGUACAGGUUGGGUUUUUUGUGUUUUUUAAUUUAGAACAUUUCAUCGAUUCCCGAAGAACUCAAAAAUUUGUAUAA
Molecule: messenger RNA, 741 nt
Organism: Octopus sinensis (East Asian common octopus)
Lineage: Eukaryota; Metazoa; Mollusca; Cephalopoda; Octopoda; Octopodidae
Product: ribonucleoside-diphosphate reductase large subunit-like
Exons: 1
Biological process (GO): deoxyribonucleotide biosynthetic process
Cellular component (GO): ribonucleoside-diphosphate reductase complex
Molecular function (GO): ribonucleoside-diphosphate reductase activity, thioredoxin disulfide as acceptor; ATP binding
Source: RefSeq, a predicted model, not a curated record